GGUCCGCUGCUGAAGCACUCCCUUUCUGCCUUAGUUUUAGUGCUGGGCUACUGAGUAAUCUUUCACCCACAUAACUUGAAGGACAAUUCCACCAACCACUGGGGGUGAUGCUGUUGAGACGAAGACAUGUGAUAGCAUCGCAAAACGAUGGCCAGGACUCGUGGAAAAUUGAACCCAGAUAUUCCACUAAAGUUCUCAUUGGAAACUGGCUGGAAGACAGGAAAAGGGAAAGAUCCAGCCCUGUGGAGUUCAGGAAAGACACUGGGGAACUGAACCACAGCAUAUACAGAAAAGACUUCGUUUCCUUCCCAGAUCACAAACCAGACCAAACACUAAGGAGAGCCAUGGUGCAAAAAAUGGAGGGCCUGCCAAGGCAGCACUGUUUCACCCAUCAUGAAGAGCCAAGGAACCGCAAUUUAGUAUCGGAGUAUGAUGAUAAAUACAACAGACACAGUUACAACCCUGUGCUGCCUCCCCUGCGCAAGUGGAGUGGACCCAAGUCUUCCUGGAUUCCUCAGAAAUCAGAUUUCCCCAUUACUGAACCACCCACUAACUAUGGCCUUCUUGAGCACCUGAUGAAAAAAUGGCACAAGAAAGAAGCUGGAGUGAUGAACAGUGUUUACACCACUUCCUAUGAAACCCUACCGAUUCCUGCUUUUGCUACUCAUCAUUGAAGACGACCACCUAAAACCCCUGUUCUCCCUUUCAUCCAGGGAAGUCCUCCCCAAAAUGUUAGUGGAAUCCUGGACUAUGAAAGGCUUAGAAAUAUCUGCAAGUCAUCAGCUGACUGGUGUGAGCCAGCAGAGCAAAGGGACGCCUCUGUCUAAACUGCUUAGGGUGAUCUUAAGUACUACUUAAUAUAGCUUUGCUCAUGGAUGUGGGAAUGAUCUGUUCCAUGCAGAAGCAAUGAGAAUUAGGUUAUCUAGGCAGAGGGCUGUCUACUAGUUAGAACAAGUUGCUGGCUGCAUUCUGACCUGCAGAUGGCUGGGAAAUUUUCAGAACAUAUUAAACCACUGAAAAAACAACCUAA
Molecule: messenger RNA, 1030 nt
Organism: Pezoporus occidentalis (night parrot)
Lineage: Eukaryota; Metazoa; Chordata; Aves; Psittaciformes; Psittacidae
Gene: CFAP107
Product: cilia and flagella associated protein 107
Exons: 4
Coding region: 108-674 (188 amino acids)
Source: RefSeq, a predicted model, not a curated record